Molecule: messenger RNA, 3450 nt
Organism: Chrysochloris asiatica (Cape golden mole)
Lineage: Eukaryota; Metazoa; Chordata; Mammalia; Afrosoricida; Chrysochloridae
Gene: CCDC136
Product: coiled-coil domain containing 136
Exons: 18
Coding region: 97-3450 (1117 amino acids)
Biological process (GO): single fertilization; acrosome assembly
Cellular component (GO): acrosomal membrane
Source: RefSeq, a predicted model, not a curated record
ACAGGAGCCACGGUAACCACCUUAAGCUCCUAUGAAGUAUCUGAUGGUUGUGAGAGGAAGAAAGGUCAACGCUGGGGGUCCCUGGAACGUCGGGGGAUGCAAGCUAUGGAGGGGGAGGUGUUACUCCCUGCUCUCUAUGAGGAGGAAGAGGAGGAGGAAGAAGAAGAAGAGGAAGAACCAGUGCAGAAAAGCAGCAGCAUGGGCUCCCUGUCACUUGGCAAACACCGGGGCCUGAGCCUCACCGAGACGGAGCUGGACGAACUGAGGGCUCAGGUGUUGCAGCUGGUGACAGAGCUCGAGGAGACACGGGAGCUGGCAGGACAGCAUGAGGACGACUCCCUGGAGCUGCAGGGGCUCCUGGAAGAUGAGCGGCUGGCCAGUGCUCAGCAGGCAGAGGUGUUCACCAAGCAGAUCCAGCAACUCCAAGGUGAGCUGCGCUCUCUCCGGGAGGAGAUCUCCCUGUUGGAGCAUGAGAAAGAAGUUGAACUGAAAGAAAUAGAACAGGAGUUGCGCUUGGCCCAGACUGAAAUCCGGACUCUGCGGCAAGCAGCAGAGGAUUCGGCGACCGAGCAUGAGAGUGACAUAGCUUCCCUGCAGGAGGACCUGCUAAGGCUGCAGACAGAGCUCGAUGACAUGGAGCGCAUCCGGGGGGAGUAUGAGCUCGAGAUCUCCUCCCUCCGGGCAGAAAUGGAAAUGAAGAGCUCUUACCCAUCCAGUACCUUAACUUCCUCUGAUAUCUCUGACUUGCAAGAAGAACUGGAACAACUGCGGGAACGCUACCGCUACCUGAACGAGGAGUAUCAGGCCCUGCAGGAGAGCAACAGCAGUCUCACAGGACAGCUUGCAGAUCUGGAGAGUGAGAGAACACGAAGAGCAACUGAAAGGUGGCUGGAGGCCCAAACCCUAAAGACGAUGUCAUCAGCAGAGUCUCAGACGUUAGAAAUGGAUUUCCUUGAGCCUGACCCUGAGACUGAGUCGUUGCGACAGCAGCUCCUGGGAGCAGAGGAGCAGAUGCAUGACAUGAAGAGCAAGUGUAAGGAAUUGUGUUGUGAGUUGCAAGAGCUGCAGCACCAGCGCCGGACCAGUGAGGAGGAGCAGAAGCGGCUACAGAGGGAACUCAAGUGCGCGCAGAAUGAGGUCCUGCGGUUCCAGACGUCUCACAGCAUCACCCAGAAUGAGGAGCUGAAGACCAAGCUCUGUGCCCUGCAGGAAAAGUAUGAUGCUAGCCAGGAGGAGCAGAACGAGCUCUUGAAGGUGCAGCUCCAACUUCAGACUGAGCUCCGGCAGUUCAGAGUCACAAAAGCCACAACCCUAGAAAGUCAUAGUGAUAAGGAGUUACAGUGCCGGCUCCAGCGGCUGCAGCAGCAGUACCAGAACACCGUGUGUGAGAAGGAGCGGCUGCUGGAAAUAGAGCAGCAACUGCAGGAUGACCUGCAGGGCCUCGAGGCCGAGGUGCAGCGCCUCAAGGACAUUGAGGCCUCCUUCCAAGAGAGCAUGGAUAAGAACGAAGAGAUGCACAACCAGCUUCAGGAGAUGAAACAGCUGUACCAGGCAAGCAAGGACGAGCAGGAGCGGCAGAAGCACAUGUACAAUCAACUUGAGCAGGACUUCAAGCUCUGCCAGCAGGAGCUGAAGCAGUUUAAGAGCACCCAGAACCUUCCAGAGGACAAGGGGAAAUGUACCACUAAGUGUGAUGAACUGCUGUGCAGACUGACAGACUUGCAGGAGCAAUACCAGGACAGCCAGAAGGAGCUAGAGCAGCUGCAGAUGGAGCAGUGUGAGCUCCUGGAGGACCAGAGGCGGCUGCAGGAGGAGCAGGGCCAGCUGCAGGAGGAGCUGCACAGCCUCACCCUCCCACUCCCCAGGACUGCCUUCGUCCACAAGAGUCAGGAGCUCCUUAAAAAGUUACAAGAUCUUUGUGAACUGCAGCUGUCCUGCCAAGGCCUGCAGGGUGACCAGAAAAAGCUGCUGGAGACUCAAGGCAGCUUAUUGAAAGAACAAGUCUUGAUGCUUGGAAAGCUACGACUUUACAGAGAGUCCCAUUUCCAGGAGGUGUUGGAGAACCCCAAUAAUUCCAAAUUGCCAAAAUCCUCAAAACAUGAUCCUAGCAAGCAGUCUAAGGAGCUCAUUGCCAAGCUUCAGGGCCUACAGACACUGUACCAGGCGGGGGAGGUCCAGCAGGAGCUGCUGCAACAGGAGCAAGGGAGGCUCCUGGAGGAACACCGGCGGCUUCAGGCCGACUUACAGCUCUGCCUGGAAGAAAUGCAGCUGCUCCAAGCCCAGUCCCCUACCAUCAGAAUGAGCCUUGAGUCCUACAAGAACAGUCAAGACAGCAUGCCUGCCAGCAAUGAGAGCUAUCACAAGAGUUACAAUAGCAACCAGACGAGCACAGAGAGCGUUCUCAAGAGCUACGUGAGCAGCAGCAACAACAGUGAGGUCUCUAACCAGAGUCAGCAUGCCAGCAGCAGUGACAGCAUCAGCUACCAGAAGAGUUAUGGCAGCAGCACCUAUAGCAGUGACAGCUAUAACAAGAGUUACACCAGCAGCAUUGACGACGUCGCUGCUGAGCCAGAAGAUCUGGAGCGCUUGGAGGAGAUGGUCGCCAAGGUGUUGAUCAAACUGCAGGCUGUGCAGGCCAUGUACCAGGUCAGUCAGAACGAGCACAGCAUCCUGCAGGAGGAGAUGAGAAAGUUGCUGGAGAAGCAGAAAAAGCUGAGGGAAGAGCUGGAUGACUGUGAGAAGGAAUUCAAGGACUGCAUGGAAUGCCUAGAGAAGCCUGCUACCCUCCAAAAUGACAAGAAUGAGAUCAAAGAGCUGCAGACCAAACUGCGGGAGCUACAGCUGCAAUACCAGGCUAGCAUAGACGAGCAGGGCCGGCUCUUAGCCGUUCAGGAGCAGCUGGAGGGGCAGCUACAGUGCUGCCAAGAGGAGCUUCUCCAACUCAAGGAGAAGAGGCUCUCUGUUUCCAAAGACCUCAAGGUUAAGAACAGCAACAAGAACAUGAACAAGAACGCCAAUGGGCUGAAAAACAAGAAGCCAAGUGUGGCCAAGAGUGAGGGCUGCUUUGAGACCAGGCAAAACAGUCUGGAGGUGGUGCUGUACUACGAGGCCAGCCAGAGGGAACUAGAUGAACUAACAAGAGAGCAGGAAAAGAAAGAGGAAACAAGGAAAGAGUCCUGGGAUGAACCACCUUCUGAGCUGUCAGAUCUUAGAGGACCUAGCUCAGCAGGAGAAUUGGAAGAAUUGGAAGAGUUCCAUGACCUGGAGAAUAAGGAAGAUGAGGACGAUGAUGACUCUUGCCCUGAAACUUCAGAGGGAAACCCUCUCAAACUUUCGGAGAGCAAAAAGCCAUCCCCUGCCCCCAACCCCCCCAUCUUCUCCUUGCCUCUUGUAGGCCUGCUGGUCAUCUCGGCUUUGCUCUGGUGCUGGUGGGCUGAGACGGCGUCCUAA